Molecule: messenger RNA, 7928 nt
Organism: Thunnus maccoyii (southern bluefin tuna)
Lineage: Eukaryota; Metazoa; Chordata; Actinopteri; Scombriformes; Scombridae
Product: interferon-induced very large GTPase 1-like
Exons: 16
Coding region: 122-6616 (2164 amino acids)
Molecular function (GO): GTP binding
Source: RefSeq, a predicted model, not a curated record
GAGGAGCACACCCAGAAAUGAAAGAUAUAUAUAUGCGUAUAUGUUUCCAUUUGAUAACUGUCAUCUACACAGAACAGGCACAGCUAUGAAAACAUGAAACAAUGAAUGAGGAACAGAUAAGAUGGAGGCAGAGGACCAUGACAACACAGCAGCCGGAGGGGAGCCUGAAGUCGAAUUUGAAAAUCCACCUGUGGCAAACGACAAAGCAGGAGAGGCUGAUGAAGUUAAAGAGGUCCAUGAUGAAAACAGCAGUGACAUUAGUGAGCAGACUGCAGGGGAGAGCGACAGGCUGGAGUGCACAAGUCAGAGUGUUGCAAGAGAAAUCAAGAAAUUGACAACUGAUCUCACACUUGUGUUAGUUGGUGACACAAAUUCCAUUGAGAUUGGAUCGAAAAACCUCCUACUUGACCAUGAUGUGCAAACAAAUGAGGAACAAUUUUCACACAAACUGUAUGAUUUGUUUGGACGGUGCAUAUAUGUCAUUAACAUGCUUGGUCUUCAAAACAUUGACAAAUUCCCAUUAAAGAGGGGAAUCCAUGCCUUUCUCUUACUGUUACAAAAUGGUUUGCAUAUCAGCCAGUAUAGUUCAGGAGUGCAGUGGCUAGAAAAAACUUUUGGAAAAGGAUCACUUCCUUAUUUACUGACAGUUGUCACUCAUAAGUCAGAUGAAAAAUGUGAAAGUGCAUUGACAGAGUUGAAAGCCAAUAGUGGUGAAAAAAGAUACCUUACAUGUAACAACAGUAUGAUGGAUGUAAAUGAGAUAAUAGCAUUAUUGAAGAACAUAGAUGACUUGGUGUCUGAAAAUGAUCCACACUGCUACAGUGGACUGAUGUAUGAUGACAAAGACCAGCUGGACCCCAAAUCCCAGGAAGAAGAGAGGAUCAAUUCCUCUGUGUCUCAGCAAAAUCAAACAGUAGAUGAGUCAGAGAAGAAUGCAUCUGCAAUCAAGCUAAAGUGUCAUCCAGUGACUGAACCUGGUGAUGCUGAACACUCAGAGAAGAAUGAUGGAAGCACAACAUCAGAUGGAGAGCCUCCGGACAAGUCUGUGAAAGAAUCUGCACCAAAUGAGAAAGCCUGCACUGCUGUCGAGGAGUUAGAGGAGAGUGAGACUGAAGCCAAGGGUGAUCCAGUGAAUGAACCCAGUGAAGCUGAACACUCAGAGAGGAACAACGAAACAACGUCAGGAGAGUCUGAAAUCACAGUUGAAGUACCAACUGCAUCAGAUAAGAAAGUAGAUGAGUCAGAGAAGAAUGCAUCUGCAAUCAAGCUAAAGUGUCAUCCAGUGACUGAACCUGGUGAUGCUGAACACUCAGAGAAGAAUGAUGGAAGCACAACAUCAGAUGGAGAGCCUCCGGACAAGUCUGUGAAAAAAUCUGCACCAAAUGAGAAAGCCUGCACUGCUGUCGAGGAGUUAGAGGAGAGUGAGACUGAAGCCAAGCGUGAUCCAGUGAAUGAACCCAGUGAAGCUGAACACUCAGAGAGGAACAACGAAACAACGUCAGGAGAGUCUGAAAUCACAGUUGAAGUACCAACUGCAUCAGAUAAGAAAGUAGAUGAGUCAGAGAAGAAUGCAUCUGCAAUCAAGCUAAAGUGUCAUCCAGUGACUGAACCUGGUGAUGCUGAACACUCAGAGAAGAAUGAUGGAAGCACAACAUCAGAUGGAGAGCCUCAGGACAAGUCUGUGAAAGAAUCUGCACCAAAUGAGAAAGGUACCUUACAUACAGAUGCGGAUGGAAACAAGGAUAAGAAGUCAGAGAAGAUUUUUGAAGAGAAGAGAAAGGAGCAAUAUCAAAGAGAAUUUAAAACACUGCUCAGCAGACUUCACCUUCAACAGAAACUGACACCAGCAGAUUUUCUUAGAAUAAGUCAACCUGUAAAACAGCAACACAACACAUCUGAGAAAGAUCCAGCUCACACUUUUCUUCAGAGGCUGAUGAUGUUAGACUACAGAGCCAGAUAUAUUCCUGUAAAACAAGACAGUCCUGAGGUGAGCCAUUCAAAGUCACAGAACACAGAAACAGAAGAAGAAGAAGAAGAUGAUGACUUUGCUAAUUUUAACACCAGUGCAGACUCUCAUAAACCAAAACAGUCCCAUGUGCAUCCAAUGGAUGUUCAAAUGGCAGUAUUUCACUGCUCAGACAGCUUUCUUAAGCAGAACAUGAUUACAAAGCUAUCGCAGUGUCAGUACGCCGUACCUUUGCUUGUUCCUGACCCCAUCACAAUGGAUAUUAAGUGUCCUCUGUGGACAUUCAGACAAAUAACAAAAAGCUGGAAGAUAACUCAAACUAAAGAUAAUUCAAACAUUGUCAUCAUGAAGAGUAUGCCCAUCUGCAAAGCUGAGAUGCCCAUGGUGUCAUUUUUUCGUCUUGGUUCACUAUCACUGUCUAAAUCUCAGCUGAUCAACACUUUGAUCAACGACCGUCACAGCACCUUCUUCCACAGAAACUGCAAAGGUAGCACCAAAUCUCGCCAUUUGAUGGAUGGCGUGGCAGAGAUUGCCUGGUACUGCCCUGCUGGGAAACAUGAUGAUGCCUUCACUGACUGCAUUGCCUUCUGUAAUCUUCAUGGUGAUGCUCUGUUGAUUGAAAAACAGUGUAAAACACUUAUGGAAAAGUCUUCAGUCAAUGUUGUUCUGUUGCAAACUCUGGAGAAAAGUCACAAAAGUUGGACAGUUGUCUCAGCCCUUCUUAAGUCUCCAAAACCUCUCAUUUGUCUCAUUGUUGAUAAUGAUUGUGGUGCAGUUGAGACAAAAGAGGGAAAAUACAAAAUGGGUCUGAAAGACAGAAGCCAGUCAGAUGUUGGUGAAGAACUGAAAGAAAUCAUUGGAAAAAUCUUGUCUGGACAACAUACAUCCUUCCAGCUGGAAACCAUGGCUGAGGUCUCUGGAAUCAAAGUGGAUGAAGAUAACACCGUCUGCCAAGAGGGAAAAUCUGCGGCUGUGAAAAUAGUGAAUUUACUUCAAAAGAUGGAUGUUUCAAAAAUCAAAGAUGAAUAUCUGCCUUGUCAAGGCCGACUGUGGCAUGAAUGGUGUAGAAAAAACAAAGAACAGUAUCACCUCAAAGGGCGUAUUGAGAAGGAGAAAUGUAAAAAGCAACAGGAAAUGGAGAGAAUACGUCAAAAACAAUGUGAUGCUUCCUUUAGUGAACUGAUAAAGUUGUUCAUUCAAAGCCUCUCGUCUCUGUCACCAAAGGAAAAAGAGUAUUUCCUUAAAUGGCUUCAGAUCUUACUGGAUUCACUCUCCACAGAUGAUCUGUCUUCAGUUCUCCAAGAGUAUGAUGAAAAGUGGUCUGAAGUCUUGGAUUUGAAGAAGAAGCGUGGCAAAUCUGAUCAGCUAAUAAAGAAGCAAAUUGAGCUUGAGAAAAUAUCAGCAAAACUACAGUCAGCUACUUUUGGCUUAGAGCACAUCUUUAGAGAAAUUGGACAGAUCUAUGAAGCCCAUAAAUCUCUGAAGAAACAAACAAAGAUGGAAAAGACUGACUGGUCUAAAUACCCUGAGCUGGCUGCAGAGCUGAUGAUAGCAGGGCAACCGAUGGAGCUGAUGGAUGGUGAUGCAGGUCAUGUGCCUUUAACAUGGAUCUCUAGUCUUUUAGAUGAAGUCAUCAACAAACUGGGCGACAAGAGAAUUUUUGUUUUGUCAGUUCUGGGUUUACAAAGCAGUGGAAAAUCAACCAUGCUGAAUGCCAUGUUUGGAUUACAGUUUGCAGUCAGUGCUGGCAGGUGCACCAAAGGUGCCUUCAUGCAGCUGGUUAAAGUGUCAGAGGAGAUGAAGAUGAAGUUUGACUAUGUUCUAGUGGUAGACACCGAAGGACUGCGUGCUCUUGAGUUGGCAGGCAACGCCACUCUUCACCACGACAAUGAACUGGCAACAUUUGUUGUUGGUCUGGGAAACAUGACAUUGAUCAACAUCUUUGGAGAGAAUCCAGCUGACAUGCAAGAUGUGCUGCAGAUUGUUGUUCAGGCGAUCAUGAGGAUGAAGAAAGUUAAACUUUCUCCAAGUUGUGUGUUUGUUCACCAGAAUGUAACAGAUAUUGGAGCUGCAGAGAAAAACAUGGAUGGAAAGAGACGACUGCAAGAAAAACUGGACGAGAUGGCUAAACUAGCUGCCAAAGAGGAGGUUUAUGAUGCUGAAUGCUUCAAUGACAUAAUUGCAUUUGAUGUGCAAAAAGAUGUGAAAUACUUUGCCCAACUGUGGGAGGGAAGUCCACCCAUGGCACCUCCAAAUCCAGGUUAUAGUGAGAGCAUCCAGGAUUUAAAGAACUUCAUCCUCUCUAAAGCCUCACAGUCUGCUGGGACGACUCUCUCAAAGUUCAAAAGCAACAUAAAGGACCUGUGGGAAGCACUUCUGAAAGAAAACUUCGUUUUCAGUUUCAAAAACACACUUGAAAUUGCAGUGUACAGAAAACUUGAGGUCCAGUAUGGGAACUGGACCUGGGCCCUGAGGAGCAACAUGUUGACUGUUGAGAACCAGCUUUAUAACAGAAUUGAAAAUGGAAAACUUGAGAAAGUUGAUCCUAGUUAUCUUUUUAAAGAAAUGAGCAAAACAUAUGAAGAAGUCAAAAAAAAUAUGAAGGAGUACUUUGAUGAUGACAGAGACAAAGAAAUCUUGGCUCAGUGGCGAGGCCGAUUUGAAAUCAAAAUCAAAGAGUUUCAUGAUGAACAGGUGAGAGGAGUUAAAAGAAAACUGGACGAAGUCAUCCAGCAGAAGAAUGCUUGUAAAAAACUAGAUGACAAGAAGGCAGAGUUUGAAAAGAUGCUGCUACAAAAGAGCAAAGAACUCGCUCAACAGUUAAGAGACAAGGCCAAAGAUGAAGAGGAACUUAAAAGGCAGUUCAACGGUGUUUGGAGUGGCUGGGUUACUGACUUAACUGGAGACAUUAAACCUAUAAAGGAUAUCGACCUGGAAGAUGAAAAAAUGUCCAUCCUUAAUGAGCUCUGUAAUGAAUGGGCUCUAAUAGAUGAUUCAAAGAGUUCUAAAAGCUACAAAACAAUAUCAACGACGGGGAAUUAUUUUAAGUAUGUAACCCUGAACAAGUAUGAAGAGCUCUGCAACAAAAGCCAACAAUCCCAAGAUGGUAAGAGGGAAAACAAGAAGAUAAAAGGGCAAGGAGGAUGGAAAACUUGGCUUUUUCAGACAUUGUUGAGAUCUGGAUCAACACAAGAAGAAGGACCACUUAAAUCAAGUGAAAAGUUUUCAUAUGAAGAGCAACAACUGUUCACAUCCCUCAUUGAUAAUGUUGAACAACAGAGCAUUUGCAUAAUUGAGAGCAAACCUGUAGCUACAAGAGGGUACAGUCAAACAUACUUGCAGGAGGUGGCCAAAAAUGUCAAAGAAAAAGUGACAGAAUUUGAAAAUAAGACAAAAUACGCCCUGAAGAAGGAGUUUACAGUUGAUCUCCUACUGUAUGUGUUUGACGUGGUAGGGAGUAAGCUUUUAGAGUCCCACAAUGAAUUCAAAAUGAAAAAUGAUGCUGCAACUUUUGUAGAAAGCAAGAAAAUACAAUAUUACAACAUUUUCAGAAGUUUCUGCAAAGGACACUCAUCUGCUGUUGUGCUUGGAGAACUGAUCUGUGAAAAACUGAAGGAUUCCACUGUUGAAGCUGUCUGUAACAAGACUGCCAUUGAUCUCUCUGGAGAGAUGAGGUGCAAUUCCCCAGCAUUCAAAGGGAACAGGUUGAACUUGGAGAAACAUGUGUUGAAGUCACUGGCAGAGAAAGAAGAUUUUAAUAGUUACAUCAGGUACAUCCGACACCCAAGGAGGCAAGCAGAAAUUUUCAUAAGACAGGAAGUAAAGAAAUACAUCUUUACAGAACACAAGGCUAAAACACUGAAUAUACUCAAGAAAAAUGUUGACGACAUCAAGAAACUUGUGAUUCAAGCUUUAUUUACUGCAACAGAGAAGGUCAAAACUCAAAGAGGAGACACAGACAUGUGGCUGAAGGAAUUUUCUAGUUUGCUAAAAGAAAAUGAUGAGCUAACAUUCGACACCAUUUGUUGUCAAAAUUUCAGUGACAUAAACAAAUUUGACUUUCUUAAAGAAGAGAUAGAGAAAGGACUUACACCCAUCAUUCAAGAGUUGAGCAGCCUCUCAUUGGAUAAGAUGCAGAAAUUCAGGCUGAAGCCAGAUCAAAUCCUUAUUGAUCAGCUGUGUAAGUGCUGCUGGGUAAAGUGUCCAUUCUGUUCAGCUGUUUGUACCAACACCCUGGAGGAUCACAGUCCUGAUGAUCACAGCGUGCCUUUCCAUCGAUCAACUGCUAUUACUGGGUGGCACUACAGAAACACAGAUGAAUUGGGCAUCGAAUUCUGCACAACAAAAGUGGCAAGUGAUUUAAGUUUUUACCCUCAUCCCGAUUCAGACAAGUCCAUUCCCUUCAAACAGUACCGAACUGGUGGCCCAGAAUAUGCUAACUGGAGAAUCGACUAUGAUGAAUCUAAGCUGAAAUACUGGAAGUGGUUUGUAUGUCGAUUUCAAAAGCAACUGGAAGACCACUAUAAGUUAAAAUUCAAGGGCAGAGGUGAAAUUCCCAGCGAGUGGAAAACGCACUCUAAAGAAGAAGCUAUUAAAAGUCUGGAUGAAAUGUGUGAGGUAGCCAACACAACACAACUACAACCCUGCUGAAAAUGACGAUACUGUUUUCUUUUACAUGAACCAAACUACUUUAAAACAGCGUUUUCAGAUUUAUGCUGAUUUUAUAAUUGACAGGUGACUCUGACUGUGAUAAAGAAAUAGGGAAAGUCAGUGAUUUGACUUAAAGGACGUGAAGGAACACUUGAUUGCUUGAUUGAAGUGAACACAUAAACAAAACAAGCGCAAGAGAACAAUAAUUGUAAUUCAUCUACAAAGCUGGCUACAUCUGUAGUGAGAAUAUCUGGAAAUGAAAGCAUUUUCCUUGCAGAGAAGAUGUGUUUCUCAGCAAUAAUGAGUUAAAGAGGAAAUGAGACAAGAUAAAGCCUCCUAUUGCAUUAUUGUUUUACAGGAUGCACAAAUAUUGUCAGAAAUUAUGUAUGUUUUACUUUUUUUAUUUUUGCUGUUUCAUCAAGGAGUCAUGAUUGACAUGACCACAACUAUUUUCAUUUAUGUAUUUCAACUCUUUUUUGUUUUAUAUUUGUAUUUCUAUCAUGUAUUGGUUGUAUGCUGAUAUGGGCAUAAAGUCUAAAUGUCUAAAUAUCUUGUUUUUUGAUUUAAUCUUUUUUUCUUUUUUUUUUAAAUAUUCAUGAAAUUUGUUUGUUAUAAUUGUUUCAAGGAGCACGGAAAUGUGCAAGAUGUUUUAGCUGAAACUUACUGAAUGGUGAUCAUGGACAUAUUUUACCUUUUUUAUUAUGUUGAACUCACUAGAAAGGUCUGAAUUUCAAUUAAUAUGGAAAAAGUUGUCAGACAGGAAUUUUUAUACAAGCCACAUUUUUUCUUAUACACAUACAUAUCUAGAUAUUACAUCUGAAAAUAACGUCAAACAAAUAUUAUCUUUUGAAUUUCUUAUAUUUUAACUUUCUUUUAAGUUUAUUGUUUAUGUUAAAGAAUAUAUCAAACAUAAUUGAUGAAGAAUGUUUUAUGUUUCCAAAAUAUUUGAAGUGUUCAAUUGAAUUUGUUCUCUUUCAUGUUUAUCUCAUUUUAACCAAACUGUUAUUGUAUCCUCAUAUAAAUGAGUUUUGUUGUUUUGAAUAAUUAGACUCCUGCUCUGUCUUAAAUAUGAUGACAUCCAGGACACUAAUAUCAAUAAUGUUGUGUUUGUGAGGAAAAUCUUUUUAAAUGAGUAUGAUGAGUCAUGAUAAUAAAUAAAUAUCUACUGAAAUACCAAGUUUCUUAUUGAUUAGUGUUUUUGAAAUGACAAAGACUCAGUAAACACAUGUAAGUGCUUGUAUGUUUACUAGUGUACAUUUUCACAUUUUGAAUAGUCUCAUUAGAUGCUAUUGAUUCUAAAAACCUGCUGAAC